AUAAAACUAUAAAAUCCUAACGCAGAACCUCCCAACCUCCCUUCGUUCGCCUCUCAUGGCAGUUUGCUCUGCCUCCGCCACCGCCAUCGGUUGCUAGUCGUCGUAAUCGGUGUCGGCGUCCGAUUUGCCGAAAGCAUCAACGCGAUACGUCGACCUAGGUUUUCUAGGGGGAGGGAGAGAUAAUAAGGAACGAUUUUUGUUUGUGAAUUAUUAGAUAUAUAAUACGAUGGCGAAGAAGAGGAAAUCGUUGGCAACGAGCCUAGACGAGGUCGAUCGGACUAUGUAUUCGACGUUUUGCAACGCCGCCAACUCUCUCUCUCAGCUUUACUCGCAAGCCAUGAGCCAACAAAAGCUCUCAUUUCUAUCCGGUGAACGCCAUGGAUUGGAAAAGCUAUAUCAAUGGAUUUCCAAGCAAUAUGCAGAAGGAUUGAGGGUGACCACUGAAGACAUACUAGCUUAUAUCCAGGCUGAGUUAGAAUCUUCAGUGGAGGAGGCGCCAAUAGCUCCAAGAACAUUGCAGCAGCCGCCACAAGUGACAAAUCCGUUCAUAAAUUCAGGGCCAUCCAAUGUGCCAGGUGGCGUACAAGGUUUCCGAGGUGAGCUGUGUGAUCAGCCGUCAAAAAACUACAUAUUUUCUAAUGCUUUAUCAAGCCCUGUUCGUCGCAGCCUUCAAAGCUAUCAUCAUAUAUCAUCAUCAUCAUCAUCACCAUCAUCAUCAUCUCAUGAGCAUCAGAAUUUUGAUUCUUCAAUGGAUGCAGAUAAUACUACAGGUCAUGAUUCUACUCUUUGAAUCUUUUUUUUUUUACGGUUUUAUGUAUACACAUUAAAACGUAAAAGAAAAUGGAAAAAAAAAGGUUGUUAAAGAAAUUAAACUAGUGGUGAAGGUUGGUGAAGAAAAAAUUAGGUGUUAUUUUUGGUGGCUAGAGAGAGAGAGAGAGAAAGAGAAUGUGAGUUGUGUGGAUUUUUGGGUGUUAUAUGUAAAGUGGUUUUACUUUUACUGUUUUACAUGUAUGCAAGAUUCAAAUAUUUGGAUUGCUA
Molecule: messenger RNA, 1038 nt
Organism: Lactuca sativa (garden lettuce)
Lineage: Eukaryota; Viridiplantae; Streptophyta; Magnoliopsida; Asterales; Asteraceae
Source: RefSeq, a predicted model, not a curated record